This is a messenger RNA of Porites evermanni, 903 nucleotides long. The record is from the annotation of a GenBank genome assembly. NCBI's taxonomy places the organism in Eukaryota, Metazoa, Cnidaria, Anthozoa, Scleractinia, Poritidae.
AUGACAGGAGAGGAGGCUUGGUAUUCAACGCCGGUCACUAACUGCAUCCUUAACGUUUUCUUGUUUUACACCGCUAUCGCGUUAAACAUCAUAACAAUACAAGCGCUGAGGAAAACGUCGUCGUUGCCAAGGACUUUGAAAACAUUGCUCUUGAGUUUGGCUGCUUCUGAUCUCGCUGUUGGUUUACUUGCCCACCCUGUUUUUGUUGCACAUCUCAUUAUUCAAAUACGACAAAACACUAGUGAUGAUGCUUAUGGUACAGUAUUUACCAGUUUCUCGGCCUUUCAGAAUAUUCUACUUACUUGUGCAUCGCUUUUUGGUGUUGUCGCUAUAACUGUUGAUAGAUUCUUAGCCAUUCAUCUUCAUCUCAGGUACCAGGAACUUGUAACCCACAAGCGUGUUAUUGCUGUAGUGACAUCUAUUUGGGUUAUCAGCGCAUUUCUUUCUUUACUUCUCCCUGCAGCUGAUUUGGAAUGGAUUCCAAACAGAGUUCCUGAGAUUAUGUUUCCAGCCAUCGACGCUGUUUGUUUCAUAACCACAGGAUUUCUCCACUACAAGAUAUACGCAUCUGUACGACACCACACAGGCCACAUCCAAGCUCUGCAAGCACAAGAAGAAGCACAGAAUAGACAAAUGAAAAAUGCUGUGAGGCUGAGAAAAACUACACUUGCUACAUUCUACAUCUAUUGGCUGUUUUUGGCUUGUUAUGUGCCAAUCUUUUGUGUCAACCUUGCCGAACUGUUCUGUGGUGAAACUGCCUUGAUCCAGCAUUUGUGGUAUUAUGUUAGGACAAUUGUGCUUUCCAAUUCAUCUCUCAAUCCUUUGAUCUACAGCUGGAAGAUGAGACACAUUCGACAUGCUGUUAUAGACAUACUUCGAAGCAUACUCCCAAGUCGCCACUAA